Cotesia glomerata is the source of this 381-nucleotide messenger RNA. RefSeq lists its product as uncharacterized. The record is from RefSeq and is a predicted model, not a curated record. The coding region runs from base 1 to 381 and encodes 126 amino acids. The transcript has a single exon. Lineage: Eukaryota; Metazoa; Arthropoda; Insecta; Hymenoptera; Braconidae.
AUGAAUGUACCGGACGCAGAGUUGCUCACAGUUGAUGGUAUGCCUUUACCAUAUGUGCUUGUUGGUGAUGAGGCUUUUCAACUAACUGAUUAUCUACUCCGACCGUACCCUGGUAGAGGUGGUCUUAAUAAAGAUAAAACUAUCUUCAAUUAUCGUCUCAGUCGUGCUCGACAAACAAUUGAAAAUUCCUUCGGUUUACUCGUAAGUUUGUGGAGAAUCUUGAAGAAGCCCAUAGAAGCUACAGUGGACAAUACAACUCAUAUAGUGAAAGCAAUUAUUUGUCUUCACAAUUGGCUUCGCAAACGAGAUGAAGAUAAUAAUAACAUACAAGAAAAUAUAGUAGAUCGCCAUGGAGAAAAUGGUUUUGUUCCGGGACUCUGA